CUUUUUCACCCACCACCACCCCAUCGCCUCCUGGAACUAUGUCUGGAUCGGCCAGACUCCCCUUCCACACAUCCCAGAAAGGUUGAUCUCGUCUGCAACAUCCCCUUCUCGACAGCAGAAUGGGUGCGACCAAGCGGGUGGUGUCAUUACAAUGGACACCGAUUAAACAAUAUCCCCUCACGAUUCACCUGAACAACCAUUUCAGCGGAAACCCCCGAACUCGCUUGAUCAAGAAACCAGAGAUUAUCAGUGAGGAUCUAUGUGAUCAAGCUCUGGAGCGCAUCGCCCCAUUCCUUCUCCGCAACACCCCCGUGGACGUCCUCGACCUAUGGCCGGGAGUUGGGAUUAUAUCCUCCAAGAUCAACGCCCUUAUCCGGCCCCGACGCCAUGUUCUUGUCGAGCCGGCACUGGACGUGUUCCAGCCCCUGCUGGAAACGUUAGUCCAGAGCGAUCCCUCCUACAAACUCGUUAGCUCGGACGACUUGUCCCGGAACAAGUGGGAAAGCUUGCUCCACGAGCACUUUCCAGACCAAGGGCCGGGGAAUUGCGAUGCAACCGGUCUCCUCCCCCGGAACGACACCUUGCUGGUCCUCGCGAACCCGCCAACCAGCGGGGACAGUGACCAUUUCACCCCAAGCCGAUGGUGGUCGUCAUUCAUGGAGGCCUGCAUGCGACAGGCAGGGCUACAUCUCUACGGAAGUGUCCGUCUAUUGGCCACCGUUCCAACUGCGGAAGCCUCGACGAUUCUCCCGCGUCAGGUGAGCGAACGCAGGCGGCCGGCGCUCUGGACAGAAAAUGUUGCGCUGCAUGCUUUCGAAGUCGCCGCUCCCCAAGAAGACCACGUGUGGGCGAAUAUGAAGACAUACGGCCUUGCCAUGGACAAUGCUGCACGCGUUGCCGAGAGAACCGCCGAAAAGAACGUCCCAAUCCCCCCGGGCAGAGAACCCACGCCGCUGAUUGCGGCUCCCGAGAGCCCUGAUCCUGGCAAAAUAAAGAUCCCCUAUACACCGCGCAUUCGAACGACCCUUCAAGAGCGGCUCUUCGCAACCAUCCAGGCCACAGCCGACAUCAGUCCGUCUGUCCCUGGUUUCAAGGACCUCUAUAGGCAGCGCGGCCGCGCGCUGACGCGACUGAAUAUGGACAACCGACAGGCCCAUGCUCUUUUGCAAAAGGCGAAUAAGUGCUACGAACUCGAUCAGAAAUACCGGUCUUUAUCCCGAGCAGCGGCCGAUCCCAACGCAGACUUGGCCUCUCUGAAACCCAUCCUCGACAAGAUCACGGCCCUCAAGAAGGACCUCGACAAGCCCGAAGAACACCCAGACCAUUUCAAGAGUCUCCCACUCGUGCGCGACAACUUUCGCGUUUCCCUCGAUAGAAACAAAUUCGACGAGUCCCUCCUCCUCUGGGACCGCCGCCCCUUCGAGCCACUGACCAUCGAAUGGAGGGAAUUCUAUCCGCGACGCGCCUCACCGCGCACCCUCAUUUAUUUCGAGGCCGAUCCCAACCCCCCGUUCGCCCCCAAACUCGCCAAACUCCAUCCAUCCAAGCGCAGCGAGGCCUACCGCAUCUACGAGUCCCUCAUCAGCUCUCUCAACCGCGGCCGCGACUCCAUCUCCGCCGCCGAAGUUUUGGACUUGCUCUUCCCCAGCCGCUCCGCCAACGACAUCGUCAAAACCAUCCCCAGUCUCGCCGAACACGCCGCCAAGGCCCCCAAGCCGGACUUCGACUCCCUUCCCAAAACCGUCCACGGCGAGUCCCUCGACGGUGGGCCCCCGGACCCGGCCCUCAGUUACCAGGAGAACCUGGACUACGACCUAAACGAUGUGCGCAUCCGCUGCCUGUCAUCCUCCACGAUGUGGGACAUCUGCAUCGAGUAUAUGAAGAGCGGCGCCUCGCUUACCGCCUUGCAGUUGAGUCGACUGCUCGGGGGGACCUUGACAAUGUCCCAGAUCAGCGGUAGACAGGAACCCAAGAAAAGGCUCCAUUGAUGUGGAGCAACUUCUCACUCCCCCCUCUCUCCCUCUCCAUCUCUCUCUGUGUAUGUUGUUGUCAUGGUGUAUAACAGUGUAUCACCACCCCCUCUUCUCACUAUCACUGUUAUAUAUCCACCCUCCGUGUAUAAUAGUUACGAAUUUACGUAUAGAUAUAGAAUCGAUAGAUG
Molecule: messenger RNA, 2161 nt
Organism: Aspergillus heteromorphus CBS 117.55
Lineage: Eukaryota; Fungi; Ascomycota; Eurotiomycetes; Eurotiales; Aspergillaceae
Exons: 2
Coding region: 120-1988 (622 amino acids)
Source: RefSeq, a predicted model, not a curated record